Messenger RNA from Apiotrichum porosum, 990 nucleotides. RefSeq lists its product as uncharacterized. The transcript is spliced from 3 exons. Lineage: Eukaryota; Fungi; Basidiomycota; Tremellomycetes; Trichosporonales; Trichosporonaceae. The record is from RefSeq and is a predicted model, not a curated record. Bases 1 to 990 code for a protein of 329 amino acids.
AUGCCUACGACCAAGUCGAGUUCGAGCACUGGCUCGCGUCGCCGGACAUCCUCCACGCAAGCCUCGGGUGCGACAGCUCGUAACGGUGGCCGGGGAUCGUCCAGCAAGGGUAACAGGGGGAGUAGACGCGACGCGGCAGACGGCGACGGCGUCACAGGGUCCCAGAACGAUGGUCCCUCGGCGAGCGGCAACGGCAGCAAGCGUGCCAAAGAAUCCUCCUCAGACUCGGACUCGUGGGAUAAUCACCCAUUGUUCCUGGCACCUCGCAGGUCGUCUGCCAAGGUGGCCAAGAGGUGCGGUGAAUCGGCCGCGACAACUGCUCGUUCGCACGCUUCUGGCCCACAUGCGCCGACCGACAGCAACAUUGGCGACAAGGAGGAUGCCAGCUGCGACGAAGACGACGAGAAUGCGGAGGAGUCGGAUGCUGUUGAAGAGGCGUCAAAGAAGCACGAGAACGAGAACUACCGCAUGCCCUCCAACGAGAUUGUCGCGCUCGACCGUGGAUGCGAACCGGCCGGCCUGGGCAACUAUUCCGUCUACGUCAACGAAGCCGGACUCGCACACGCACUUUGUCUGGAGCAGGUGAAAGACGUCAAGAAGGCCGGUGGGCCAAUCGUUUUCGUGAUCCAGCUCAUCUACAUUCGCAGCCACCAUGCUGUCUUCACACUCGCCGGCAAAGCUCGGCAAAUGGGGCAUCUGUCUUUCGAGAUGCUGUCCAGCUCGUCGGGCGCAAGCCUUUUUGAGCAGUUUCCUUCCGCCUCGGUCACCGUCCAGAAAUUGAGUUGGCUGAACAUUCGCCGGACAUCACCAAAUAGGCGCAAGAGCAAGGGUGAGAGGAAGAAGAAGGGCCGUACCGCCAACGACAACGAGCCCGACGGGAGCUCGAGCAAGUCAGACGAGAGCUCGAACGAGUCUACCCGAGCCGAGAAUACGCUUGUUGAGCUCCCGUCAUGCGCCGCCAGAAGCAUAGCAAAACGUCAGGCGCCGUGA